AUGAAGGAGUUCAACGACAAGCCACCAGUGCCAGGAGCCAAGCUCAUUGGAUACGUCGACGACCUCCAAGUGCAUCUUCCACCAGGUUUGGCUAGAAAUAUUCAGGCCAUCGCCACCGUAACCAACUGGAUCCAAGACCACCUGCUGCAAAAAGGCAUUGAGCUCAGCCUCCCGAAAUCGAAAGUCCUUUUCCCAGAAGGAUUAUUCUUCUCCUCUUUGACAAACGACGAACAGCGAGAUUUGACGAAAACGGGUCUCUCGGUUGCUGAAGGUGGUAUGGCCAUUGUUGGAGUCCCAGUAGGGACAGAGUGCUUCCAGAGGAGUUUCGUCACCAACUUCGCCCGCGGUAACCCUGCUGAGUUGAUACGCCGCCUUUCCACACUUGACGACCCGCAAGCGAGCUACCAACUGCUACGUUUGUCUGGCGUUCCACGCUUGUUUCAUCUGCUGAGAACGAUUGCACCGAGCAUUACCAACACUGCCGCAAGAGAACAUGACAACCUGAUGAUAUGGGCAGUAAGCAAGAUCGUUCUCGGCAAAAUGGCAAACACUGUGGGAAUUCCAACCGUGGAAGAGGUACGCGCAAACCCAGAGAAGAGUGAGGUCGACUUCUUCAAAGGUUCAGCUCGGGCACAGGUGCACCUGCCCAUACGUGAAGGGGGGCUUGGAAUUACGAGCAGUGUUCUCAUUCGAGAAUCGGCUUUUGUGGCAGGGCAAGCAUUAGUGUUCUCCAAGGGCUUUCGAUGGAUGAACGGAUGCUACCUGACCUUUAUCGAGAAUCGAUCGGUCGUGUACUGGGGAGUCACGACCGAACUGACUACGAUACAGGCAGACUUUGCAGCGCAGGUGCAUUGUCACCGUGUAUGGAACGGUUGAGCCGACCCCAUUCCCUGGUCUGCGCGAAGACCGGCACCUCAACCUUCCUGCACAAUAGGAUGGUUCGCGUGCUGUUAAAGACAUUACGCGAAUGCCACAUGCCAAUCGCUGUUGAAGACUCUUCCCCAUUUACUACAGGCACUUGUAGGGGAAGAGGGCUCUACAAGAUGGAUUUAGUGAUUCCCCCAGGAUGACACGCAGGAGAUGAAGAAGAGGAACUCUGCACCAAAUCCAUCCUUAUAGAUGUCACAGUCGUCAAUCCAUCUGCUAGGCGAAGUAUCGACAAGUCACUCCAAACGCCAGGAUCCGCCCUCGAAGAUCUAGCUGCAAGUAAGGCAAAACACUAUGCGGGAACUUUCAACCCGUCUAGAUCUACCCUCCUUACUGCUGCUUUUUCGACGUAUGGUGGUCUUGGCAAAGGCACCAAUCGACUUAUCGUAGCUAUCGCCAACCACUUGGCAUACGAAGCCUUUUGCAAAGGGAAUUUCGCCGACGAAACAGCCUUGAUUCGCCUGAAGGCUUUUCAUACGAAUAGGAUUCGGAGACGAUUUACUUUCGAGCUGGCUCGUUUCCUGUCCGUACGAACUCGUGAUGUUUUUAAACGUCAUGGACUGCUCAUGGAUCAAUUUCCACCCCGGCCAAUAGGUUGGGAUUUCGAUAGUAGUACAAACGAAAACGAUCAUCAUGAUGGCGAUGAGGGAAAUUCGAGUGGCAACGAUGAAGGAGGAGGAACAGAGGGAACAAGAGGAGGACAAGACAGAGACCAAGACAGCAGUCGAGAAGGGAAUCAUGGCGUGGAAGAGAGCAAGAGCUUCGAGCCAGAGGACCUCCCGCACAACAAAAGACGGAGAGACAGAAUAGAAGAAGAGCUGCCAAAACGUUUCUGCCAAAAUGACGACGAGAAUAGUGAUUGUAGUAGUGGUGAAAGCAAGAAGAAUGAUAGAGAGAGCACUCCUAAACGAAGUCGAGUGCAGGGUGACAGUCUUAGUAGAC
Molecule: messenger RNA, 1869 nt
Organism: Ectocarpus sp. CCAP 1310/34
Lineage: Eukaryota; Phaeophyceae; Ectocarpales; Ectocarpaceae
Source: the annotation of a GenBank genome assembly